This is a messenger RNA of Thyridium curvatum, 804 nucleotides long. RefSeq lists its product as uncharacterized. The transcript has 3 exons. The coding region runs from base 1 to 804 and encodes 267 amino acids. The record is from RefSeq and is a predicted model, not a curated record. NCBI's taxonomy places the organism in Eukaryota, Fungi, Ascomycota, Sordariomycetes, Thyridiales, Thyridiaceae.
AUGGGAGCCUUCUACGAGACAAUCCCGCAGUCGGUGCAGUCAUGGAUACUGGAACAGAAGAUGUUCUGGGUCGCAACGGCCCCGCUGUCAGGCUCUGGCCACGUCAACGUGUCUCCUAAGGGAGGCGAAUACUUUGGCCUUAUCGAUGAAAAGACCUUCUGGUACAUGGAACUGACGGGCAGUGGCUGCGAGACCCUGGCGCAUCUCUACGAGAGAGGUAACGGGAGAAUCACCAUCAUGCUCUGUGCUUUUGAAGGUCCGCCAAAGAUAGUUCGACUUUGGGGGAAAGGUCGCGUGCUGGAAAGCGAGUCGCCCGAGUUCAAUGAUUUUGUUUCCAAUUUCAACAUAGAGACAAUUCCUGGAACGAGGUCAAUCAUCAUUGUCGACGUUCACCAGGCCGGAUCCUCCUGCGGUUUCUCCGUCCCAGUCUACGAGUUCAAGUCGCAAAGGGAAGUCCUCAACGACUACUUCAAGGCCAAGGAACGUAAAUAUAAGCAAGGUAACGAAAAGGAAAGCAUGGAUAGAUACUGGGCUCUGAAAAGUCAAUUUAGCAUGGAUGGACUCGAAGCCAUGAAGAGAGGCGUCGAGGUUGGUCGCCGAGAAAAGAUUCAGCCCAUGAAGAAAAUGGUCGGGCCCAGAACUCCUCGAAACCAAUACUCUCGGUCCCGGGUCCGGGGAUCAGCGCUCGAAACCCUUGCCUUGGUUCUGGUGAGCUUUGCCAUGGGCAUCUUGAUAGCCUUGUCUGCCAGCUCCGUGGUACCCAUCAUACCCGGUCUUGAUAGGUUGUGGGCACUACCAAGUUGA